This is a messenger RNA of Momordica charantia (bitter melon), 594 nucleotides long. RefSeq lists its product as uncharacterized. Lineage: Eukaryota; Viridiplantae; Streptophyta; Magnoliopsida; Cucurbitales; Cucurbitaceae. The record is from RefSeq and is a predicted model, not a curated record.
AUGGAGAUUGAUGAAGCAGGUGCAGGGUGUGAGAUUCAAGAUGAAGAUCAAGUGAUGAUCCAAGAAGAACACAUUAGAUCUUAUGAGUGCACUUUUUGCAAGAGGGGUUUCACAAAUGCCCAAGCUUUAGGAGGCCAUAUGAACAUACAUAGAAAAGACAAGGCCAAGAUGAAGCAAUCAGCUUCGUCAUCGUCGUUGUCGAUGUCGUCCAACAAGAUGCCUGUGGAUGACAUCUCGAAGAUUAUUUCGACCCCUGCGAGGUUACCGUGGGUUAUCCCGUCAACCACUACAGAAGGCCGAGGCCGAGGCGAAGACAGAGGGGAAAUUGGGGAAAUUACCUCUUCGACAAUGGAAGAAACCCUAAAAGGUAAAGUUCAACAGCUUCAACUUUUCGAGAAAUCUUCGAAUAUGGAUCAGAAGUUUAGGGUUCAUCAAGUACUCCCAUUGGAAGCUAGCUCCGAUCAGAAGAUGGUCCCGCCGUUUCAACAUGGUUCAACUGUCUCGGAGCUCGAUCUUGAGCUUAGGUUGGGGCCAGAGCCACAAAACUCAACUCCAUCAUCAACCCCAACUGGUAGCAGUAGACACUUCUUUUGA